Messenger RNA from Ziziphus jujuba (common jujube), 1852 nucleotides. Its product is annotated as protein ROH1A. The transcript has a single exon. The record is from RefSeq and is a predicted model, not a curated record. The coding region runs from base 219 to 1394 and encodes 391 amino acids. NCBI's taxonomy places the organism in Eukaryota, Viridiplantae, Streptophyta, Magnoliopsida, Rosales, Rhamnaceae.
UCUAGUCCCCGACAAAGCUUACGACCAAUUCACUCGCACAUAUUUAACUGCCAAACCGAUUCUCUCUAUCUUAAAACCUCUCCUUACCUGACGGCUUUUUCUUCUUCUUCUUCAUUUGCUCUCUUUUUACCUAAUUUUCUUUCUUUUCUGUUUUUUUAAUUUUUCUAAUUUUUUGUUUUUCAAAAUUUUCAAUAUCAAAAAGGAAAAAGGAAGAAAAUAUGCGUGCAACAGAUAAUCAGGGUUCAUUUUUGAACCGAAUCAGUAUCCGCAGAAAUCAAGUGGUUUCAAUGGAUAACAACCACGAACAAGAGCUCGAAGACAUCGAGCUUUUCCAAAAACACGUCGGCGAUCGUUUCGCCGACCUUUUAUCGCCGGCCGAAGAUACCUCCGUCGAUGCCCUCCUCUCAAUCGCGUGGCUCAGGAAGAUCCUCGACGUUUUCCUCUGCUGCGAGGCCGAAUUCAAAGCAAUCAUGAUAAUGGGUCGCGACCCUUCUCAGAUUUCCAAACCACCUCUCGAUCGCCUCCUCCACGAACUUCUUGACCGAGUCGUUAAGACCUUAGACGUCUGCAAUGCGGUGAGUCACGGCGUCGACGCCGUUCGGCAUUUUCAGAAACUCGCCGAGAUUGCCGUUUCGGCUUUGGAACAGAGGCCGAUCGGCGACGGACAAGUCCGGCGGGCCAAAAAGGCUUUGAACUCGUUGGCCGUGGCGAUGACGCUGGAAGAUAAAGACGGAGCCGUUGGCAAAUCCACGGAGAGAGCGUGGUCUUUCGGCCGGAGAGGCGGCGGGGGCGGUGCAGUGAAUAAGGAUCGGAACCCGGGGAAUUUCCGACCCAUUUGUUGGAACAUGGCAAAAGGGUGGUCCGCGUCUAAGCAGAUUCAAGCAAUGUCGUCCAAUCUGGUGGCGCCACGUGGUGGUGAAACGUUGGCCGUCCCAAUUUACAUAUCUAGCAUGGUGAUGGUGUUUGUGAUGUGGGCUUUGGCGGCUGCGAUUCCGUGCCAAGAGAGAACAGGUUUGGGGAACCAUUUCUCUGUGCCAAGGCAGUUGUCAUGGGCACAAUCGAUGAUGGGUUUGCAGGAGAAGAUCUCAGAGGAAUGGAAGAAGAAGGAGAAGAAAGGGUCUGCCGGGUUGUUGGAAGAGAUGCAGAAAAUGGAGAAAUUAGCACAGUCCUUGACCGAAUUCGCCGACAACUUUCAGUUUCCUGCCGAGCCCGAAAGGCUAGAGGAGGUUGAGAACCAGGUUGCGGAAUUGGCAGAGAUUUGCAAGAAAAUGGAAGAAGGAUUGGUUCCUUUGCAGCAACAGCUCAGGGAGGUCUUUCAUAGGGUGGUGAGGAGUAGAGCAGAGAUUCUUGAUGCGUUGGAACAAGGCGGCAAAUCAUCAGCAUCCAUUAUGUAAAAUUUCAAAAGAGGUUGCUGUUAAAAAAAUUAUUGAGGGAGAUAAAAGAUUUGAGGUAACUUUCAUUAUUAUUAUUAUCAUUAUUAUUUUGUUUUUGGUGAUGCCCUGUUGGAAUUUGUUUAUAUGGGUGCUUUUGGCUCAUGAAAAAAAAAAGAAAAAAGAAAAACAGGGCUAGCUCUGAACCUGGAAUGAGAAAUUAGCAAAAUCCUUUUUUGUUUUUUUUUUUUUCCCCUCAUUGAGUACACAGCGUCAGCCACUAAGGUUGUGGUGGAAUAUGCUUUUGUAAACGUUGUUAAUGGUACUCUUUUUUUUUUGGUUCAUUUUUUUUUUUCUUCUUUCUGAAGUAUUUGGGUACAGAGACUCUAAUUGAAGAGACAUUUAUAUAUGUACAUAUCCAAUGAAUUUCUUCUUUUGUAUUAAAAUGAGAGAAUUGGAGACGUCUUGUUCUUAUCUUUUCA